Molecule: messenger RNA, 2108 nt
Organism: Armigeres subalbatus
Lineage: Eukaryota; Metazoa; Arthropoda; Insecta; Diptera; Culicidae
Gene: Mau2
Product: MAU2 chromatid cohesion factor homolog
Exons: 4
Coding region: 103-1965 (620 amino acids)
Biological process (GO): maintenance of mitotic sister chromatid cohesion; mitotic sister chromatid cohesion
Cellular component (GO): chromatin; SMC loading complex
Molecular function (GO): protein binding; double-stranded DNA binding
Source: RefSeq, a predicted model, not a curated record
GAAAACUGUGUUUUGAAAAUAAAACAAGUUGGCGUUCAUCGGAAAACGGUUCCUGCUCGUUAUUUUUAUUUGUGAGAUUAUUCCGUUCAUAGUUCCGGUUUGAUGACUUCGUCUCAGGACGCGUGUUACAUCUCCUUAUUGGGAUUGGCCGAAUACUUUCGGACUUCGUCACCGCCGAACAUAAAGAAAUGCAUUCAGUGUUUGCAAGCUUUGUUUACCUUCAAGCCACCGCUAAAAGUGGAAGCCCGGACACAUCUGCAGCUGGGCCAGAUUCUGAUGGCCUAUACGAAAAACACCGACCUGGCCAGGAACCAUUUGGAACAGGCAUGGAUGCUUUCGGAAAAUAUCAACAAUUUUGACGAUGUAAAAUUUGACACAGCGAGCCUGCUGGCACAGCUUUACCAACAGCAGGAACAAAGUUCGCUUGCCAAACCGGUUCUUCGGAAAGCUAUCGAACUGUCUCAGCAUAACGUAUACUGGCAUUGUAAAUUGCUGUUCCAAUUGGCGCAAACACACGCAACGGAUAAGGAAUAUGCACUUGCUUCUGAGCUGCUCGCCGUCGGUGUAGAAUCAACGGAUGAGUCCAAUGCAACCUAUUUGAAAACGUUAUUUCUCCUUAGCCGGGCUAUGAUCAUGAUGAUCGAAAGAAAAAGCAGCGAUGUUCUGGCCAUAUUAAACCAAGCGGGAGCUAUAAUCGACACUGCCGUUCAGAACAAUCACCUCAAAGAGUACUUGAAGGUCUUUUUCUAUGUCCUUCAAGUCUGUCACUAUUUGCAACUGGGCCAAGUAAAGACGGUCAAAACAAGUCUCAAGCAGCUGCAGCAAAGUAUUCAGACAAUUAUGGCCCCCAAUUGGCCAACAGAUGAGCAAAUUUUCGGUCAAAACAACACGGAGAUGUUUAUGUGGCUGCCGAAAGAGCAGCUUUACGUGUUAGUCUAUUUGGUCACUGUGUCACACUCGAUGAUGGCCGGCUACAUGGAUAAGGCCCAAAAGUACACUGAGAAAGCAUUAACUCAGAUCGAGAAACUAAAAUCUCAAGAAAACAAACCAAUCCUGGCGGUGUUCCAAAUUAUCCUCCUGGAACACAUCAUCAUGUGUCGUUUGGUAAUGGGCAACAAAUCACUUGCAAUCAAGGAGAUCGCUUUGGCCAAGGACGUCUGUCUGUCGUCGUCGAAUAAAUUCCUACUCAAAAAACAUUCCGCUCAAUUGCACUGCCUUCUUGGCCUUUAUGCAAUGUCCGCCAGUUACUUCGAACAUGCAGAGAGACAAUUUUUCACCUGCAUUAACGAAACAACAGAGCGCGAUCUGAAGCUGUUUGCCAAUCUUAAUUUGGCUAUCGUUUAUCUGCGGAUGAAGCGUGAACAGGACUUACGACAGAUUUUGGAGCAGGUCCAACAGGAAAACUCGCAGUGCUCUAACAGCCAGGCUCUCAUGGGUAGCUUCUACUAUGUGCAAGGAUUGAACGCUUUCCACAAGAGCAGUUUUCAUGAAGCUAAACGUUUCCUGCGUGAAACUCUUAAGAUGGCGAACGCCGAAGAUUUGAACCGGCUGACCUCAUGCUCGCUUGUGCUGCUUAGUCAUGUUUUUCUCAGCAUCGGCAAUUCGAAAGAAAGCAUGAAUAUGGUGACCCCGGCAAUGCAGCUGGCGUCUAAAAUCCCCGACAUUCACGUACAGCUGUGGGGCAGUGCCAUUCUUAAGGACUUGCAUCGGAUGCUCAAAGAGCCUGCUCUGGAAACAGAAGCGUACAACAACCACUGCAACUUCUCGCAGAACCUGAUUGCCGACCAGAUGAAAUGCACUAAGUUUCCGGAGCAUACGCUCAUUAGCUGGGUUCAGGGUGAUCCACCGUUACCGAUGUUGAGCCAGGAAUUGCUGGAGACGCCAUCCGCUGGUACACUUCAGCAACAAACGGCAACCGUGGUUCGUCUGUCCGGGCAGCCAGGCCAACAGGUUAUUUAUCAGUGAAUAAUGACCAAUGGUUUGACGAUCGAUAUACAAUUGUGAAUGUAAGUAUUUGAUUAUUUUUUUCAGCGUCGCGUUAUGCAAAUACUGGCAUGCAAGAGACUUCUAUUACGAUUUACAAUUUAAAUGUUUGCAGUGUAACAAUG